Chaetura pelagica (chimney swift) is the source of this 3565-nucleotide messenger RNA. It is a transcript of the gene TBC1D8, whose product is annotated as TBC1 domain family, member 8 (with GRAM domain). The transcript is spliced from 20 exons. The coding region runs from base 1 to 3402 and encodes 1133 amino acids. NCBI's taxonomy places the organism in Eukaryota, Metazoa, Chordata, Aves, Apodiformes, Apodidae. The record is from RefSeq and is a predicted model, not a curated record.
AUGGCAUGCCCCAGCAAGCUCCUCCGUUUACAGCAUCCUUCCUCUGGCCAGAAGGAGUUACUGCAGCUUCCACAAGCCAUGCUGGGGCAAGGUCGCUUGGUUGGUGCCCUGGAUGCCGUAUUAGACUCUAAUGCACGUGUCGCUCCGUUUCGAAUAUUACUCCAAGUUCCAGGCUCACAGGUUUAUUCUGCCAUUGCAUGUGGUGCCACUGCAGAGGAGAUAAACCAGCACUGGGAAUGGCUGGAACAAAACUUGCUCCAUACUUUGUCUGUGUUUGACAAUAAAGAAGAUAUUGUUAAUUUUGUCAAAGGGAAGGUGAAGGCACUGAUUGCAGAGGAAACGAGCAGCAAACUCGCCGAGCAGGAGGAAGACCCUGAGAAAUUCCGAGAAGCCCUGGUGAAGUUUGAGUCCAGAUUUAAUUUUCCUGAAGCUGAGAAGCUGAUCACCUAUUACUCCUGUUGCUGUUGGAAAGGAAAAGUUCCUCGGCAAGGCUGGCUUUACUUGAGCAUCAAUCAUCUCUGUUUUUAUUCCUUCUUCCUGGGCAAAGAGUUGAAGCUUAUAAUUCCUUGGGUUGAGGUCCAGAAGUUGGAAAGAACCUCCAAUGUCUUCAUGACUGACACUGUCCGUGUCACCACUCCCAAUAAAGAACGUGACUUCUCCACAUUCCUCAACAUCAAUGAGGCUUUCAGGAUCAUGGAGCAACUGGCAGAUGUGACACUGCGCAGGCUACUGGAUAAUGAGAUCUUUGAACUGGAUCCAGGCCUACAGGAUCCUACACAGAUUACCAAGAGGGAUCUUGAAGCCAGAGCACAGAAUGAAUUCUUUCGGGCCUUCUUCAGAUUGCCAAGGAAGGAGAAGCUGCAUGAAGUUGUAGACUGUUCUCUCUGGACGCCGUUUAGUCGCUGUCACACAGCAGGAAAGAUAUAUACUUCAGACAGUUAUAUCUGUUUUGCCAGCAAAGAAAAUGGCUGCUGCAAUGUUAUCAUCCCACUUAGAGAGGUAAUCAGUAUAGAGAAGAUGGAGGACACGAGCCUUCUUCCUAAUCCCAUCAUUGUUAGCAUAAGGAGCAAGAUGGCCUUUCAGUUCAUCGAGCUGAAGGACCGGGAUACAUUGGUGGAGAAUCUGCUCCAAAGGCUAAAAGAAGUGAACUUGAGCAACCCAAUGCACUGUAACAACUUGCAAAAUAACAACCAGAAUGCUCCUGUCUUUGGAUCCACCUGCAUGCUCAGGGAUAGUGAGCCUGUAUGUCUGGGAACAGAGGCUUCACAAACCACAGAGAGAAGUGAAUGUGGAAAGGAGAGCAAUUACUUGCUCAAUGCAGAAGCACUAAGAUCAGACUUUCAUCAGUCAGGAACAGUGGGCCUUGAUUUUGGAAAGUCUAGGGAGCAAAUCAAAGAGAGUCUGUGGGAUGACCAUUUCGUGGAAUAUGGCAGAACUGUGUGCAUGUUUCGCACAGAGAAGAUCAGAAAACUCGUUGCAAUGGGAAUUCCUGAAUCCUUAAGAGGCAAACUCUGGCUGCUCUUCUCAGAUGCUGUGACGGAUCUGGCCUCGCACCCCGGUUACUACGUCCACUUGGUGGAGGCUUCCAUGGGCAAGUGCUGCAUGGCGACCGAGGAGAUCGAGCGCGACCUGCACCGCUCGCUGCCCGAGCACCCCGCCUUCCAGAGCGAGACGGGCAUCGCCGCCCUGAGACGGGUGCUCACGGCCUACGCACACAGGAACCCCAAAAUAGGAUACUGCCAGUCUAUGAAUAUUUUGACCUCCGUGUUGCUGUUGUAUGCCAAAGAGGAAGAGGCCUUUUGGCUGCUGGUUGCUGUCUGUGAGCGAAUGCUGCCAGAUUACUUCAACCACCGAGUGAUAGGUGCUCAGGUAGACCAGUCAGUGUUUGAAGAGCUUAUAAAGGAGCAGCUUCCAGAGCUGGCUGAACAUAUGAAGGAUCUGACUACUUUAGCUUCCAUUUCUCUUUCGUGGUUCCUUACACUGUUCCUUAGCAUCAUGCCCCUAGAAAGUGCUGUGAAUGUUGUGGACUGCUUCUUUUACGAUGGGAUCAAAGCCAUUUUCCAGCUGGGCUUGGCCAUACUGGAAGCCAAUGCCGUGGAUCUGUGUAACAGCAAGGAUGAUGGGCAGGCUCUAAUGAUCCUGAGCAGGUUUUUAGAGCAUGUCAAAAAUGAGGAAAGCCCUCUGCCACCUCUUGGUAAUCACCAUGCAUUCUUCAGCGAUGACCAGGAACCUUCUCCAGUGACUGAAAUAGCUAACCUGAUUCAUGACUCCUAUGAGAAAUUUGGAGACCACUCUGUGGCCCAGAUAGAGCAUAUGCGCUACAAACACCGAAUCCGUGUCCUGCAGAGCCAUGAAGACACAACCAAGCAAAAUGUGCUCCGAGUUGUCAUUCCAGAUGUGUCGAUUCUUCCUGAGGAUUUAGAGGAGUUGUAUGACUUAUUCAAGAGGGAGCAUUUAAUCAGAUGUUACUGGGAAGUGCCGAGUCCGGUUGUGGAGCGACACGACCCCAGCAGACCGUACGCCGAGCAGUACCGCAUCGACGCCCAGCAGUUCACUAACCUCUACAGGCUGGUCUCGCCCUGGACCUGUGGGGAGCACACUGAUGUCCUCGCCCGAAGGACCUUCCGGCUCCUGGAUGAGAACAUGGACCAGCUGGUUGAAUUCAAGGGGCUCGCCAGCUGCUUAGAUGUUAUGUAUAACGGAGAAAUGAAUGAAAAGAUCAAGUUACUGUAUAAGUUGCAUAUCCCACCUGCUCUCACAGAGAAUGAACGAGACAGCCAAUCACCAUUAAAGAAUCCUUUGCUGUCAACUUCAAGACCACUAGUCAUAGGAAAAGCAAAUGGUGAUGCAGUAGAUUACCAAAAGCAGUUGAAGCAGAUGCUGAAGGAUCUAGCCAAAGAAAAGGAUACUAGAACUGAGAAAGAAUUGCCAAAAAUGAGCCAGAGGGAGUUCAUACAGUUCUGCAAGACCUUGUAUAGCAUGUUUCAUGAAGACCCAGAGGAGAAUGAUUUGUAUCAAGCAAUUGCCACUGUGACCACACUGUUACUUCAGAUUGGAGAAGUAGGACAAAGAAGCAUCAGCCUGGGGAGCGGAUCAGAUGAGUUCACCGAGGACUUGCAGCCCGAGGCCUCUGCUUCAGACCAGGACACUGUUUUUACUGACACUGUGAAGAUCCCUCACAAAGACUCUCAGCCUUCUCCUGUGACUGAAGGGGACUGGACUGUCUCUUUUGAACACAUUUUAGCAUCCCUCUUGACUGAACAGUCAUUAGUUAACUUCUUUGAAAAACCCUUAGAACUGAAGCCAAAACUUGAGAAUGCAAAGCUGAAUCAAUAUAGUCUCAAAACAAAUGGCAUGAGCUGCCUGUCACGGGGUGAACAUCCAAAACUGAACACACAGUAGCAGCAAACCUGUCAAAAAGAUGAUGCACUGAAUUUAUGCCAAAGCACAUUCUGUAAAAGGCUUUCAGUUGGCAGUGGACUUUUGGAAAACAAUUUGUUGGUCUGUGAUUUUCAGUUUUAAGAGCUUUAAAAGCUAAAGUGUGUGUAGGUUUGUUUUGUGCCAU